GUACAAGAUACUCUCCAUUGUUCAAGGUGGUCGCCUCUAUCCAAACUUGCCACUUGGGCUACCCGUGCGGGUGGGGUUUCAUUAGGUCAUUACCGCCUCAAGGUGGAGCAUCCCCGCAUGUUUACCUAUCAAUUCAGUUUUCAGAAAAGAGUUCAAUGGAGGAAGGAGAAGAGUAUUCACUGCAAAAGAACUUGAUAUGGAAAACAUCACCGUCUUCAUCACUCAUAUCCGAAUCGAAUUCAUUCCUUUCAUCAACACUGGGUAGGGUUAUGAACACACUGCUCACCGCCAAGCCCAAAAAGCUCCAAGACGCAAUUUCUCGUCUACAGCCCUCUCAAAAAACCGCACCAACCAGAGUUUCUUUGGAACAGUCACUUUGGUUCCUUCACAAGUACGCUGUGGAUUCCCGGGAGAAAGAGGACAGUUUGGACCAAGUUUUUAUUCCCAUGAUUGAACAUUCAUUACAACUCAAAGCUUCUAAAGAGAGUAAACAGGAAGUACUACUUCUCAAUUGGCUUUUCCAAGAUGGAAUUCUUUUCCAAGCUCUUGCGAACAACUUAGCAGGAAUUAUAUCUAGGCGAGAUGAUCGUUACAUUUCCCUAGGCUGGUGUAUUCUCACUCGGAGUCUCUUAGAAUUUGACUGUACUGCAGAGAAGCUCAUAACACAUGGAAUAAGGGAGAAGUAUGACAGGCUUCUUAAAACUUUUUGCUCUUGUAUCCCAUGUCUCAUAGCUAUUGUAUGCAAUGGGAGGUAGAAGUGUUUCUUCUUAUACAAAUGGAAUUUGCAUUAUAUAUCCCACCCCACAUUUUGAAUAUGAUUCCACUUUGAGAUAUAACACACUCUUAUCUUAACUUGGGGUUUGAAUCUAGAAUUCAAUCAAGAUAUGACACACUUAAUUAAAUAUCUAGAACCUAAAACUCACACUUAAGAUAACCACUCUUAAGAUAUAGAUUUAGGAAUUUAAAUAGCAAACACAACAAGUGUAUUACUAAAUGGAAAAUGGAAUUACAAUAUGAGUCUCACAAAAUGGCCUAAGGCCGAAAUAAAUACACACACAUAGGGGGGAAACUUCCCAGAAACAUCCACUCACAAAUCACAAGAAUAAUAUCCAUUUGUUUAUGUUUUCUUAAUGGAAUGAAAUCAGGGAUUUGGUCUUUGAUUUUCAUGGCUGGUGGCUUGUCCUUUAGUGAGGAAAAUCACAAGGAAAUAAGUGAUGAUUCUUGGGAAAUAAUGGGGGACAAAGGGG
Molecule: messenger RNA, 1247 nt
Organism: Cuscuta campestris
Lineage: Eukaryota; Viridiplantae; Streptophyta; Magnoliopsida; Solanales; Convolvulaceae
Source: the annotation of a GenBank genome assembly